AUGUAUGCUUGCUCAUGGAAUGUGAGAGGUCUUAAUGACCAUCUUAAAAUAAAGGAGGUAAAAUCUUUUAUAGCUUUUAACAAGUUUAAUAUAUUUGCUCUAACUGAAACUAGAGCGAAAUUAGCCAAUAAAGAUAAGGUGCAAAAGAAAUUUGGGAAUAGCUGGCAAUGGGGGGAUAAUUACAGUCAUAAUCCUAAGGGUAGGAUAUGGCUAGCUUGGAAACCCACAAUGAUCCAUGUUGAUAUUAUGUUCACCUCUGAUCAAGUCAUUCAUAGUUUAAUUACUGAUAAGAACACUCAAUAUAAAAUGUAUUUCACUGCUGUUUAUGGCUCGCAUAGUAUUGAAAACAAGAAACCUCUCUGGAAAACAAUUCACUUUAUGGCUACUCAUAUCAACCUGGAGUGGAUAAUCAUGGGAGAUUUCAAUUCUGUGCUUGAAAGUGAUGAUAGAAUUAAUGGAGUGCCAAUCUCUACUUUUGAAACUCAAGACUUUAGAUACUUGCGUGACCAUACUGACCUUCUAGUUGUGAAGGGGAUAGGGGGUUCCUACACUUGGUCAAACAAGAGGGAAGGAAUGGACAUAAUCUUUAGUCGUAUUGAUAGAUGCCUAUCUUGGAGGCAAAAGCGAGUUGCUCAAAACCUAGCUGAUAUCUGGUUCAAGUUGAAAGAUGUUAGCAAGGUGCUGAAACAUUUACAAGUUACUCAAUUUGCAAAUGCAGGAGCAGCAUGUAUUGAAUCUCUUAAGAAAUGGCUCAAUAUUGAAGAGAGUAUUUACAAGCAAAAAUCUCGAAUACAAUGGCUUCAAGCUGGGGAUUCUAAUAACAAAGUGUUCUUUACUGCCAUGAAAGAAAGACAAGCAUGGAAUUCCAUUGACGUCUUAUAUUCAAGAACAGGGGCUAAGCUUGAUUAG
Molecule: messenger RNA, 909 nt
Organism: Beta vulgaris subsp. vulgaris (sugar beet)
Lineage: Eukaryota; Viridiplantae; Streptophyta; Magnoliopsida; Caryophyllales; Amaranthaceae
Exons: 3
Coding region: 1-909 (302 amino acids)
Molecular function (GO): catalytic activity
Source: RefSeq, a predicted model, not a curated record